This is a messenger RNA of Spirodela intermedia, 1638 nucleotides long. Lineage: Eukaryota; Viridiplantae; Streptophyta; Magnoliopsida; Alismatales; Araceae. The record is from the annotation of a GenBank genome assembly.
AUGGUGACCACCGGGGACCUGUACCUGACGGUGGCUUGUCUCGUUGUGGCCGCCGCCGCAGGGCGGGGCUGGUCGCAGCAACUGCCGGGGACGUGGGAAUUGCUGGUGCAGGAUGCCGGCAUUGCUUCCAUGCACAGCGCCGUCACCCGCUUCGGCACGGUGGUGCUCCUCGACCGCACGGACAUCGGCCCCUCGCGCCGCCUCCUCCCGCCGUCCCGCUGCCGGGUCGACCCCUCCGACCGCCUCCUCCCCAAACUCGACUGCUACGCCCACUCCGUCCACUUCGACCCCGCCACUCGCCAAAUCCGUCCCCUCAAGAUCCAGACCGACACCUGGUGCUCCUCCGGCCAGUUCCUCCCCGACGGCACCCUUCUCCAGACCGGCGGCGACCUCGAUGGCUUCAAGAAGAUCCGCGCCUUCCGCCCCUGCUCCCCUGACGAUCCCCUAAAUCUCUGCGACUGGGAGGAGCUCGACUCCCCGGGGCUGCGCGCUGGCCGGUGGUACGCUACAAACCAGAUCCUCCCUGACGGUUCCAUCAUCAUCGUGGGCGGCCGCGCGGCCAAUUCGGUCGAAUUCUACCCUCCUCGCCCUGGGAGCCCCCGGCCCUUCCCUUUCCUCGCCGACGCCGGCGACGCCCAGAUGGACAACCUCUAUCCCUACGUCCACCUCCUCCCCGACGGCAACCUCUUCGUCUUCGCCAACACGCGCGCCGUCCUCUACGACCACGUCUCCGGGGAGGUCCUCCGGGAGUACCCCCAGCUCGAGGGCGGCCCCAGGAACUUCCCCUCGGCAGGCUCCUCCGCCAUGCUGGCCCUCUCGGGGGACUUCUCCACUGCGGAGGUCGUCGUCUGCGGCGGCGCCGAGUUCGGGGUCUUCAUCCAGCGGUCCCCCGACACGCCGGCCCACGGCACCUGCGGCCGGAUCGUCGCCACGGCCCCGGGCGCCGCCUGGUCCUUGGAGACGAUGCCCUUCGCGAGAAUUAUGGGCGACAUGGUGAUGCUUCCCACCGGCGAGGUGCUCAUCAUCAACGGCGCCCAAUCCGGCGCGCAAGGCUUCGACCUCGCCACCGAUCCCUGCCUGAAUCCGGUGCUCUACCGGCCCGCGGAACCGGAGGGCCUGCGCUUUAUGACAUUGACGCCGACGGACGUCCCUCGGAUGUAUCACUCCACCGCCAACCUCCUCCCCGACGGCCGGGUCCUCGUCGCCGGCAGCAACCCCCACCAUUUCUACAAAUUCCAGGGGCCCUUCCCGACGGAGCUCCGCCUGGAGGCCUUCUCACCGGAGUACCUCUCCCCGGACCGGGCCAACCUGCGCCCGGUUAUCCUCUCGGUGCCGGAGAAAGUCUGCUACGGUGAGGCCUUUCAGGUGGAGGUGACGGUGGAGCUGCCCGUCGUGGGUAUCCUUGAGGUGAACCUUGCGAGCGCCCCCUUCUCGACCCACUCCUUUUCCAUGGGCCAGCGGCUGGUGAAGCUCAACGUCUCGCCACCGGCGUCGUCACCCGACUCGGUGGUGCACCGAUACAGCAUCGCCUGCACGGCCCCACCGAGCGGCGCGGUGGCGCCGCCGGGCUUCUACAUGGCCUUCGUUGUCAACCAGGGUGUCCCUAGCGUUGCCUGCUGGAUCCAGAUCAUCCCAUAA